AUGUGUAUCGCCUUAAUAUCAACAGCUCACCCCUCCUACUCUCUAAUAAUCAUUAAUAACAGAGAUGAAUACUUACGCCGUCCAACUGCCCCAGCAGACUACUGGCCACCCCCAAACACGCACAUCCUCGGCGGGCGCGACCUUGCCCGCAAAACCCAAGGAACCUGGAUGGGGGUAACCCGCACCGGCAAAGUCGCUAUCCUAACAAACUACCGUGAACGCACCUCAGAUGCCGCGACGGGCCAACAAUCCCGCGGCGCAAUUGUCAACAGCUGGCUCACGCGUACCCCGGACCACCCCACAACCGAAUAUGUCGAGGAGAUGGUAGCUAGCCCCACGGCUCGCAAUGUCGGCGGGUUCAGUCUUGUGUGCGGGUAUGUGAACGAGCCGUUGGCGAUCGUGUCGAAUCGGUCAAGCGAUAUGGAUCAGGUUACGUGGAUUGCGGGUGAAAAGGGACAAACGAAGGGAUUAAGCAAUACAGUUUUUGAUGAUAGGAGCUGGCCGAAGAUUCUGGAAGGGGAGAGGCUCGUCGAUGAGGCGAUUGAGGAGCAUGUUAAACAGGAAAAGGGAAAAGGGGAGGAGGAGGAGGAGGAGAAGUUGAUCGAGAAGUUGAUUGAGGUGCUAAAUACGAAUUCGUUGCCACAGUUGGAUGGCGAUGCUACAGCGGAGGAUUAUCUUCCGUACUUUAGGAGGAGUAUUUAUAUCCCGCUUAUUGGGAGGGGAGAGAAGCCAAAGGCUCCGGCUGCGGCUGGUGAGAUUGCGGUGCAGAAUUCGGGACAGUCACCAUGUGUUGAUGGACAUGCGCAUGGAACGGCAUCAGGGCCUGUCAAAGAGCCCGAAGCCGGGCACGAUAUCCUCGACCAGUCAUAUCUACAUGGUCCGUACGGGACACAAAAGCAAACGGUCAUACUUGUUGGGAAAGACGGACGGGUGAGGUACUUCGAGCGCACUCUAUAUGAUCAAGAGGCCAAUGCUGUCCCUAUCGGCCAGGGAGACAGGUCUUUUGAGUUCCAGGUGACGCGAUGA
Aspergillus puulaauensis is the source of this 1026-nucleotide messenger RNA. Its product is annotated as NRDE family protein. The record is from RefSeq and is a predicted model, not a curated record. The transcript is spliced from 2 exons. Gene Ontology annotation, cellular component: Golgi apparatus. Gene Ontology annotation, biological process: Golgi organization; protein secretion. NCBI's taxonomy places the organism in Eukaryota, Fungi, Ascomycota, Eurotiomycetes, Eurotiales, Aspergillaceae. Bases 1 to 1026 code for a protein of 341 amino acids.